AUGGCACAAGGCUCAGGAAAUCUACAAAAGGUCGAGACUCUCCAGGCCAGUUGCGUCGAGCCUGGCACGUCGACAUCGAAAAUGGUCUAUGUACCGCCAACCGAGGCACAGUACAAUGAGAUCCUCGCCAGACUCGACGAAAUGACCGCCAGGGUUGAGAAGAUAGAAACCCGACUGGAGACUCGAAUACAGCAACAAGAGGUUCGAAUUCGACGCCUCGAGCGCGGUAUACAAUGGGCUAUUCAACGGAUCAAGUGGCUGUCGCAGUCGGUAACGGCGCUGGGGGAAAUCGUCAGGACCAACUCCGGCACUCUCUUAUCCUUUUUGAAUCAUUCCAAUGACUCGAGGUGA
Molecule: messenger RNA, 351 nt
Organism: Clonostachys byssicola
Lineage: Eukaryota; Fungi; Ascomycota; Sordariomycetes; Hypocreales; Bionectriaceae
Source: the annotation of a GenBank genome assembly